AUGGCUCGGGUGCUGUUCCUCCUUUCCUGCUCCACUCUUUGGGUCCCCAGAGGGGACUGCGUGUGCCCUGCCGUGCAAAACCUCUCCGGGGAGCGGCACCUGCUCCAGAGGUCUCGCCUCCCUGCCAGCUGGGCCUACGCACGACCACGAAUGCUGAGGUGCAGAGCCCGGGGGGAGAGCCUGCAGUGGGCCUCAUCUGACCUUGGGCCCCCUGCCUGCCGAGUAACCCCCGAGGCAGAACAGGCUGGACUUACUUCUGACACGGACGGGAAAGCCCUCGGAGAACGAGCGUGCACCGCUGCUGUUCGGAAAACGGGACGCGCGCCAAGACGAGAGAGCUGGUGGGGAGGGUCUAGGGGGAGCCGGGACAAAGAGAUCCGCAGCGGUGUUUGCACACUUCACGUGUUGACUCAGACUUCAAAAACAACGCCUGAGCCGCUGACCCCUCCCGAGAAGCCGAUGGCUGACGUCUCUCGAGUUGCCAUCUAUCUGCUGAACGGUGGCCUCCCACCUACGUAG
Rangifer tarandus platyrhynchus (Svalbard reindeer) is the source of this 519-nucleotide messenger RNA. The record is from the annotation of a GenBank genome assembly. Lineage: Eukaryota; Metazoa; Chordata; Mammalia; Artiodactyla; Cervidae.